This is a messenger RNA of Odobenus rosmarus divergens (Pacific walrus), 1595 nucleotides long. It is a transcript of the gene TRIM11, whose product is annotated as tripartite motif containing 11. The record is from RefSeq and is a predicted model, not a curated record. The coding region runs from base 178 to 1584 and encodes 468 amino acids. Gene Ontology annotation, molecular function: zinc ion binding; protein binding. NCBI's taxonomy places the organism in Eukaryota, Metazoa, Chordata, Mammalia, Carnivora, Odobenidae. The transcript has 6 exons.
AACCUCGUGACCUCAGGUGGCCUGAACUCCGCGUCCCCCGGAACCCCCGCGUGCCCCGCGCCCUGUGCCACGCGUCUCCGGAGCCCCCGCGUCCCCGCGCGCUCUCCAGAGUCCCGGCGGCGGAGGCCACCGCCCGACCCGGCGGAGAGCGCCGCCUUCCUCCGCCCCACCGGCGCCAUGGCCGCCCCCGACCUGUCCACCAACCUCCAGGAGGAGGCCACCUGCGCCAUCUGCCUUGACUACUUCACGGACCCGGUGAUGACCGACUGCGGCCACAACUUCUGCCGCGAGUGCAUCCGGCGCUGCUGGGGCCAGCCCGAGGGCCCGUACGCCUGCCCCGAGUGCCGCGAGCUGUCCCCGCAGAGGAACCUGCGGCCCAACCGCCCGCUCGCCAAGAUGGCCGAGAUGGCGCGGCGCCUGCACCCGCCGUCGCCCGUCCCGCAGGGCGUGUGCGCCGCGCACCGCGAGCCGCUGGCCGCCUUCUGCGGCGACGAGCUGCGCCUGCUGUGCGCGGCCUGCGAGCGCUCAGGGGAGCACUGGACGCACCGCGUGCGCCCGCUGCAGGACGCGGCAGACGACCUCAAGGGGAAGCUGGAGAAGUCCCUGGAGCAUCUGCGGAAGCAAAUGGAGGAUGCACUCCUGUUCCAGGCGCAGGCUGAGGAGACCUGUGCCUUGUGGCAGAAGAUGGUGGAGAGCCAGCGGCAGAACGUGCUGGCGGAGUUCGAGCGGCUGCGCCGGCUGCUUGCGGAGGAUGAGCGGCGUCUGCUGCGGAGGCUGGAGGACGAAGAGCUGGAGGUGCUGCCCCCGCUGCGGGACAGCGCGGCCCGCCUGGGGCAGCAGAGCGCCCAGCUGGCCCAGCUCAUCGCUGAGCUGGAGGGGCGCUGCCAGCUGCCGGCGCUGGGGUUGCUGCAGGACAUCAGGGACACCCUGCGCAGGGUCCAGGAUGUGAAGCUGCAGCCGCCUGAGGUGGUACCCAUGGAGAUGAGGACGGUGUGCAGGGUUCCGGGGCUGGUGGAGGCCCUGCGCAGAUUCCGAGGGGACGUGACCCUGGACCCCGACACCGCCAACCCCGAGCUGGUCCUGUCGGAAGACAGGAAGAGUGUGCGGCGGGGGGACCUGCGGCAGGCCCUGCCCGACAGCCCCGAGCGGUUCGACCCCGGGCCCUGCGUGCUGGGCCGGGAGCCCCUCACCUCGGGCCGCCAUUACUGGGAGGUGGAGGUGGGAGAGCGGGCCAGCUGGGCGCUGGGCGUGUGCAGGGAGAACGCCAACCGCAAGGAGAAGGGUGAGCUGUUCGCGGGCAACGGGUUCUGGAUCCUGGUGUUCCUGGGCAGCUACUACAACUCCUCCGAGCGGGCCUUCGCCCCGCUCCGGGACCCACCGCGGCGCGUGGGCAUCUUCCUGGACUAUGAGGCCGGACAUCUGUCCUUCUACAGCGCCACUGACGGCUCGCUCUUGUACGCCUUCCCCGAGACCCCCUUCUCGGGGACCCUGCGGGCCCUGUUCUCGCCUCUGUCCAGCAGCCCGACCCCCAUGACCAUCUGCAGGCUGAAAGGCGGGCCUGGGGACUCGCUGGCUCCCCAGUGAGGGGGCCUCCC